AUGGCAUUUGGAGCUCCAAGAGGUAGAGGUGGAAGUCGUGGUGGCGGAAGAGGUGGAUUUUCCGGUGGAAGAGGUGGUGGCCGUGGUGGAAGUUCAGCAGGUGGUCGUGGAGGUAGAGGUGGUUCUAGAGGUGGUUCAAGAGGAGGAGCUAGAGGUGGAUCUAGAGGUGGAAGAGGUGGUGCCAGAGGUGGAGCUAGAGGUGGUGCAAAAGGAGGAGCAAAAGUUGUUAUUGAACCUCAUAGACAUCCAGGAGUUUUUAUAGCAAGAGGUAAAGAAGAUUUAUUAGUUACAAAAAAUAUAGCACCAGGUGAAUCAGUAUAUGGAGAAAAAAGAAUAAGUGUUGAAGAACCAAGUAAAGAAGAAGGUGUACCACCAACUAAAAUUGAAUAUCGUGUAUGGAAUCCAUUUAGAUCAAAAUUAGCAGCAGGUAUUAUGGGAGGUAUAGAUGAAUUAGGAGUUGCACCAGGUUCAAAAGUUUUAUAUUUAGGUGCUGCUUCAGGUACUUCAGUUUCUCAUGUUGCAGAUGUUGUUGGACCAGAAGGUUUAGUAUAUGCAGUUGAAUUUUCACAUAGACCAGGUAGAGAAUUAAUUGGAAUGGCUAAAAAAAGACCAAAUGUUAUACCAAUUAUUGAUGAUGCAAGACAUCCACAAAAAUAUAGAAUGUUAGUAGGUAUGGUUGAUUGUGUAUUUGCUGAUGUUGCACAACCAGAUCAAGCUCGUAUUAUUGCAUUAAAUUCACAUUUAUUUUUAAAAGAUGGUGGUAUAGUUGUUAUUUCAAUAAAGGCUAAUUGUAUUGAUUCAACAGUUGAUGCUGAAACUGUUUUUGCAAGAGAAGUUCAAAAAUUAAGAGAAGAAAGAAUAAAACCUUUAGAACAAUUAACUUUAGAACCUUAUGAGAGAGAUCAUUGUGUUGUUGUAGGUCGUUAUAUGAGAAGUGGAAUAAAGAAAUAA
Messenger RNA from Lodderomyces pseudojiufengensis, 951 nucleotides. It is a transcript of the gene NOP1, whose product is annotated as rRNA methyltransferase. Lineage: Eukaryota; Fungi; Ascomycota; Pichiomycetes; Serinales; Debaryomycetaceae. Gene Ontology annotation, biological process: rRNA methylation; box C/D sno(s)RNA 3'-end processing. The record is from RefSeq and is a predicted model, not a curated record. Gene Ontology annotation, molecular function: rRNA methyltransferase activity; histone H2AQ104 methyltransferase activity; RNA binding. The transcript has a single exon. Gene Ontology annotation, cellular component: box C/D methylation guide snoRNP complex; small-subunit processome; nucleolus. The coding region runs from base 1 to 951 and encodes 316 amino acids.